Messenger RNA from Exserohilum turcica Et28A, 3369 nucleotides. RefSeq lists its product as uncharacterized. Gene Ontology annotation, molecular function: thiamine pyrophosphate binding; oxoglutarate dehydrogenase (succinyl-transferring) activity. Gene Ontology annotation, cellular component: oxoglutarate dehydrogenase complex; mitochondrion. The coding region runs from base 42 to 3173 and encodes 1043 amino acids. The transcript is spliced from 3 exons. Gene Ontology annotation, biological process: tricarboxylic acid cycle. Lineage: Eukaryota; Fungi; Ascomycota; Dothideomycetes; Pleosporales; Pleosporaceae. The record is from RefSeq and is a predicted model, not a curated record.
UGACACGCCUCCCCUCCCUCGCUCUGACAUCCUAAUCCACCAUGUUGCGCAACACUCUGCGCCAGUGCUCUCGCCAGCUGCCGAGCGCCUCAGCGCGAGCAUCCUUCACCUCGCUCGCACAGCCCUCGAGAACUGCCAUUUCGACAUGUCGCCGCCCGCUUGCGCUUGCGCAGCGUCGCCAGUAUGCCGUCUCGUCCGAGGAGACCAGCAAAGGCGUUGACCCCAACGACUCGUUCCUCCAGGGCAACACAGCCAACUACAUUGAUGCCAUGUACAUGCAAUGGAAGCAUGACCCCCAGAGCGUCCACUACUCAUGGCAGGUCUACUUCCAGAACAUGGAGCAUGGCGACAUGCCCGUGUCGCAAGCCUUCCAGCCGCCGCCCACCAUCAUGAGCUCGCCCCAGGGUGCCGCCGUCCGGCCGGGAAUGGGCAUGGCCGCGGCCGAGGGCACAGAGAUCAUGAACCAUCUCAAGGUCCAGCUGCUCGUGCGCGCGUACCAGGCCCGAGGCCACCACAAGGCCAAGAUUGACCCGCUGGGCAUUCGCUCAGAGGCCGAGUCUUUUGGCUACAACAAGCCCCGCGAGCUCGAGCUGUCGCACUACAACUUCACGGACAAGGACCUGGAGCAGGAGAUCGAGCUCGGCCCGGGUAUCCUGCCGCGCUUCAGGACCGAGAGCCGCAAGAAGAUGAAGCUCAAGGAGAUCAUUGAUGCCUGCGAGCGUCUGUACUGCGGCUCGUACGGAAUUGAAUACAUCCACAUCCCAGACAGGGAGCAGUGCGACUGGCUGCGUGAGCGAAUCGAGGUGCCCACGCCCUUCAAGUACUCUGUCGAUGAGAAGCGCCGCAUCCUGGACCGCCUCAUCUGGGGUACCAACUUUGAGGCCUUCCUGGCCACAAAGUACCCCAACGACAAGCGAUUCGGUCUUGAGGGUGGUGAGAGUUUGAUUCCCGGAAUGAAGGCCCUGAUUGACCGAAGCGUCGACUUUGGCGUCAAGGACAUUGUCAUUGGCAUGCCUCACCGUGGUCGCCUCAACGUGCUCUCCAACGUUGUCAGGAAGCCCAACGAGUCUAUUUUUAGUGAGUUUGCCGGUACUGCUGAGGCCAGCGAAGAGGGUUCGGGUGACGUCAAGUACCACUUGGGUAUGAACUUUGAGCGCCCCACGCCUUCUGGAAAGCGCGUGCAGCUCUCUCUUGUCGCCAACCCGUCCCAUCUUGAGGCUGAGGACCCAGUUGUACUCGGAAAGACUCGCGCUAUUCUGCACUACAACAACGACGAGAAGGAUGCCGCCAGUGCCAUGGGUGUUCUUCUGCACGGUGAUGCCGCUUUUGCUGCGCAGGGCGUUGUGUAUGAAACCAUGGGCUUCCACCAGCUGCCCAGCUACCACACUGGCGGAACCAUCCACAUUGUUGUCAACAACCAGAUUGGUUUCACCACUGACCCCAGGUUUUCGCGUUCUACCCCCUACUGCUCUGACAUUGCCAAGGCGAUUGAUGCACCUGUGUUCCACGUCAACAGCGAUGAUGUCGAGGCUGUCAACUUUGUUUGCCAGCUUGCCGCCGACUUCCGCGCCGAGUUCAAGAAGGACGUAGUCAUCGACAUGGUUUGCUACAGGAAACAGGGACACAACGAAACCGACCAGCCCUUCUUCACCCAGCCCCUCAUGUACAAGAAGAUCUCGCAACAACCACCGACAUUGGACAUCUACACCAAGAAGCUCCUCGAAGAAAAGACCUUCACCAAGGAGGACAUUGACGAGCACAAGGCCUGGGUCUGGGGCAUGCUGGACGAGAGCUUCAGCCGCAGCAAAGACUAUGUUCCCAACUCGCGAGAAUGGCUCACCUCGGCAUGGAACGGCUUCAAGACACCCAAGGAGCUCGCCACCGAGGUGCUCCCUCAUCUGCCAACUGCCAUUGAGGAGGAUCAGCUGAAGCACAUUGCCAAAGUCAUUGGCGAAGCACCAGAGGACUUUAACGUACACAAGAACUUGAAGCGUAUCUUGGCCGGCCGCACCAAGACCGUUAUGGACGGCCAGAACAUUGACAUGGCGACGGCAGAAGCACUUGCGUUUGGAAGUCUCUGCAUGGAAGGCCACCAUGUCCGCGUUUCUGGACAGGAUGUGGAGCGUGGAACCUUUUCUCAGCGUCACGCUGUGCUCCACGACCAGGAGACGGAGAAGACGUACACGCCUCUACAGAACCUCAGCCAGGACCAAGCAACCUUUACCAUUUCCAACUCUUCCCUCAGUGAAUACGGAGUGCUCGGUUUUGAGUACGGAUACUCGCUAUCGUCGCCCAACGCGCUCGUCAUGUGGGAGGCUCAGUUUGGUGACUUUGCCAACACGGCUCAGGUCAUCAUCGACCAGUUCAUUGCUUCGGGUGAAGUCAAGUGGCUCCAGCGUUCCGGUCUCGUCAUGAGCUUGCCGCACGGUUACGAUGGUCAGGGCCCUGAACAUUCUUCGGGACGCCUGGAGCGCUACCUGCAGCUGUGCAACGAGGACCCGCGCAUCUUCCCAUCGCCAGAGAAGCUUGAGCGCCAGCACCAGGACUGCAACAUGCAGAUUGCCUACACGACCAAGCCCUCUAACCUGUUCCACCUUCUCCGUCGCCAGAUGAACCGUCAGUUCCGCAAGCCGCUCAUCUUGUUCUUCUCCAAGUCGCUGCUUCGCCACCCGAUUGCACGCUCGAGCAUUGAUGAGUUCACGGGAGACUCGCACUUCCAGUGGAUCAUCGAGGACCCGGCGCACGCCAGCGGAGAGAUUGAAUCACACGAGGGCAUCAACCGCGUCAUCAUCUGCACGGGCCAGGUGUACGCGGCGCUGGUCAAGGAGCGCGAGGCUCGUGGCGAGAGGGACGUUGCGAUUACGCGCAUUGAGCAGCUCAACCCCUUCCCCUGGCAGCAGCUCAAGAACAACCUCGACUCGUACCCCAACGCACAGAACAUCAUCUGGUGUCAAGAGGAGCCGCUCAAUGCGGGUGCUUGGAGCUUCACACAGCCCAGGAUCGAGACUCUGCUCAACGAGACGCAGCACCACAACAGGCGGCACGUCAUGUACGCGGGACGCAACCCCAGUGCGUCUGUGGCGACUGGACUCAAGACGUCGCAUAAGAACGAGGAGAAGGCGCUGCUGGACAUGGCUUUCACGGUCAAGCAGGACAAGCUGAAGAGCGAGUAGACAUGGGCUUAGACGUGUAGGAGAGCUUCGGAUCACGGUUUGGUUGCAUUGGUUGAUUCCCCUUCGUGCGAUGUCGUGGAGUCGAGUGAAGCGGAUGGAGGCCUAGGCAGCCUGGGCCGUGGAGGAUUGUUUCUGUCGGGCAUAUUGUUUUCAUCGCUACGAGUGUAGGUUUACCACAUGUAGUAUUAAAAGCGGG